UACAUACAUAUUUCAGUACAAAUUCUUUUGGCACCCCCCUAUAAGCACAGAUCAAUUGCAACCAAACAUUCUAUCUAACCUUGUUUAAAAUAUCUUAGUUCUACUGAUGAAACUUACCCUCCAUGGCUAUUCAUCAGAAAUUGCAAGUCUUUCUUGUUUUUCAUAUUUAUUUUCACUAUCUCAUCAUAGCUCAGCCUGAUUUACUAUUCUCCGAUUGUGGUCUCAAUGGUAACUACACUCAAAAUAGUGCAUACCAGAGCAAUCUUAACACACUCCUUUCCUCCCUUUCUUCAAAUAUUGAUGAAUAUGGUUUCUACAACGCUUCCGUUGGUCGAAACACCGACAUAGUCAGUGCUAUUGUGCUCUGUAGAGGAGAUGUGGAACUACAAGAAUGUCGCAAUUGUGUCAAUAACACUGCUCAAAAGCUUGUACGGUCAUGUCCAGAACAGAAAGAAGCUUUUGGUGGCUAUGAUGACUGUAUGUUACAGUACACUUCUCGAUCAAUCAUUGGCACCUCGUCGAAUAAACCUCUGCUCUACAUGUGGGAUUCUGGAAAUGCCUCAAAACCCGAAGAGUUUAACAGGGAGCUCAAGAAAUUAGUGGAUAGCUUACGAGGCGAAGCUGUAAAUGGUGAUCCCCUUCGUAAAUAUGCCACUGGUAGUGCAACGGAUCCAAAUGAUCAGACUAUAUAUGCACUCGUGCAAUGUACUCCUGAUUUGUCUCCUCAGGAUUGCUCUGAUUGCUUAACGAAAGCUUAUGGAGCUAUGGCUACUUGUCGCUGUAAUGGCUAUAGAGGCAGUAGACAAAUAGGGCCUAGGUGCAACUUCCGUUAUCAGAGUUAUCGCUUCUUCAAACAGGUGGCGGUCGAAUCUCAUUCUCCACCACCAGGUGAAUUCUAUAUAUUGACUUUUCUGUAAAGAAGAGGAUUAAUUGGCCUUAUACAACUUUAGCUGAUAUUUAAUACUAGAAUUUAUUACUCACUAAUUAGAUUGAUG
Molecule: messenger RNA, 995 nt
Organism: Solanum tuberosum (potato)
Lineage: Eukaryota; Viridiplantae; Streptophyta; Magnoliopsida; Solanales; Solanaceae
Product: cysteine-rich repeat secretory protein 38-like
Exons: 1
Coding region: 123-917 (264 amino acids)
Source: RefSeq, a predicted model, not a curated record